Equus caballus (horse) is the source of this 3932-nucleotide messenger RNA. It is a transcript of the gene IL17RE, whose product is annotated as interleukin 17 receptor E. Gene Ontology annotation, molecular function: interleukin-17 receptor activity. NCBI's taxonomy places the organism in Eukaryota, Metazoa, Chordata, Mammalia, Perissodactyla, Equidae. The record is from RefSeq and is a predicted model, not a curated record.
CACCUGCUUCCUUGUUUCUUUAUGAAAUGAAAACAGUAAUUCUCCACCAGUCUCACAAGGUGGUUGGGAGGAUCAAAUACGAAAGUGCUUGGUGAAAUGUGAAACAGAUAAACUGCUACUUAGAUGGAAAUUAUUGUAAUUUAUAUUUAUUCAAUUACAGAGCACUUAUUUUAUGACGUUCACCCCUAGCUAUUGGAGAAACACCAGGAAAUAGAAAGGGUCCGUAUCUUCUAAGGAACUCAAAAGCUAGAGGGUAUUUUUAGGAUAAUGGGUAGGAUGGGGUCUUCAGACUGGCCUGAAGACUUAGGAACUAGAACUGAGCUAAAGAAGGCUAAGGUCAGGCUGCUGAAAAGUGCAGAUGGACAAUGACCGUCUCAAGAUGCCUCCGCCUGGUAGGUGUGCACCAGAUUUCCUACUGUGUGUGUCGCCAAGGUGAGAGCUGAAGCAGCUCAAGUGCUCCAUGAGCAGGAGGAAGCUGUGGGAUGAUGGGGAGGGUCCCCACAAAGACUGGAGCCUCGUCAGCAUCGGAAACCACAGGAAACCAGGUCAGUGCGUGGGGCCCGCUCCCUCAGCUUCAGGGCUCAGCUAUGAGCUCUGGGGCUUCUUGAGCAGACUGUACUGGUCCUCGAAGCUGGAGGCCCCCUUAGCAUGGAGUCCUUUGCCUAGAAGAGCUGGAACUGGCCAAUGGUUAGAGAGAGGAAGGCUGAGCUAUAGUCCUGAGAGCAGCCAGAUGGGGAACCGGGAUGCAUAUGGGGGCACGUGAGGUUUAUGUGCAUCCUAUAGUGCUUUCUUGUUGUUCUGCCCGACUUUAAACGGUGCCUCAGUCACCUCUGUCUCCAGCACCCAAUGCAGGGUAGUGCUUAACGGCUCUGUUAACUCUCUAAGUGAGGAGAUGAAGCAUGUGUCCAGGGGAGAUCCAAGUCCAAGAGCAGGUUAACGGGCAUGUCAGAUCUGCACGGUGUUGCAGGAGGAGGAGGGGUUAAGAAAUGGGUGCAGCCCGCCAUCCCCCGAACCCAGUGCUGGCCUCUUUCCUGUUAUUUCUCUGCCAGAGCCGAAGCCCCUCGCCCACCAGGUGGGGCCAGUAGGGUUUUCUGGGGGGGCAAGCGUCCCUCAGUCCCUCCGCUUGGAGGAGAAGGAAUGCGGCCUGGCAGGCUGGUUAGGAUCGAGGAGGAGCUUUAGGGCAGGGCGGGGCAGGGGCAGGCUGAAGCGAGGACUCCUGCUGGCACUGCGCUCCCUGCUGCUGCACAGCAAGGCUCUGCCGCCCACCUUCAGGCCGUGCAGCCAUGUUCUGGGUGCCCUGACCCCACGGAAGCCCAUGGGGAGCCCCGGACUGGCUGCCCUGCUCCUGCCUCUCCUCCUGCUGCUCACUGGCCUCUCUGCCCGCCCUGGGAUUGCCUGCCCCUCCCUGCCCCACUGGAGCACCCGCUGUCUGCUGGCCUCCCACAUGGAUGACAAGUUCAUUGGAAGGGCUGCCUAUAUUCCUUGCCGUAUCUGGAUGGCCCUCCCCGUCUCUCGAAAGCCUUUGUGUGCUGGACUCUGGCACUGCGCCUACUGUUUGUGCCUGUGUCUGGUGUCAGAUCUUUCAGGCCGUCAGUGGGGCUGGUUCCACCUCCUGGUGCAGAAUUCCUACAAGUCUUACAAGUUCCAGUUCUGUAGGAGACACAAGAUGCUGGUAUCUGCUCAGAGGGAGCUGCUGAGUAGCUGUUGCGUGUCUAAGAAGGGCCAUCACAGCUCCGGCCCCUCCCCAGAUACCUCCCACAAGGGGCUGCGCUCCAAAAGGACCCAACCUUCAGAUCCAGAGGCAGUGGAAGGUCUCCCCAGACCCGGCUCACAGAGGCAUGGAGGGCCCGAGUUCUCCUUUGACUUGCUACCUGAGGCACGGGCUAUUCAAGUGACCAUUCCUCCAGGCCCUGAGGUCAGCGUGCGUCUUUGUCACCAGUGGGCACUAGAGUGCGAAGACCUGGGCGGUCCCUUCGAUGCCAAGAAAAUUGUGUCCGGGGGCCAUGCUGUAGACCUGCCUUAUGAAUUCCUUCUGCCCUGUCUGUGCAUAGAGGCAUCCUACCUGCAAGAGGACACCGUGAGGCGCAAAAAGUGUCCCUUCCAGAGCUGGCCUGAAGCCUACGGCUCGGAUUUCUGGAAGUCAGUGCAAUUUACUGACUACAGCCAGCACAGUCAGAUGGUCAUGGCCCUCACACUGCGCUGCCCCCUGAAGCUGGAGGCCUCCCUCUGCCAGAGGCAGGGCCGGCGCACUCUCUGUGAAGACCUCCCCAAUGCCACGGCUCGAGAGUCUGAGGGGUGGUAUGUUUUGGAGAAGGUGGACUUGCACCCCCAGCUCUGCUUCAAGUUCUCUUUUGGAAACAGCAGCCACGUUGAAUGCCCCCACCGGACUGCCCCAUCCUGGAAUGUGAGCAUGGAUACCCAAGCCCAGCAGCUGAUCCUUCACUUCUCCUCGAGGACGCAUGCCACCUUCAGUGCUGCUUGGAGCCACCCAGGCUUGGGGCAGAAUGGCUUGCUGCCCCCUGUGUACAGCAUCAGCCAGACUCAAGGCUCAAGCCCAGUGACACUAGACCUCAUCAUCCCCUCACUGAGGCCGGGGGGCUGUGUCCUGGUGUGGAGGUCAGAUGUGCAGUUUGCCUGGAAGCGCCUCUUAUGUCCAGAUGUCUCUCAUAGACGCCUGGGACUCUUGAUCUUGGCACUGCUGGUCCUCACCACCCUAUUGGGCGUUGUUCUGGUCCUCACCCACCGGCGCCCACUGUCAGGCCCGGGCCGAGCGCGGCCGGUGCUGCUGCUGCACGCGGCGGACUCAGAGGCACAGCGGCGCCUGGUGGGAGCACUGGCUGAACUGCUGCGGGCAGCGCUGGGCGGCGGGCGCGACGUGAUCGUGGACCUGUGGGAGGGGACGCGCGUGGCACGCGUGGGUCCACUGCCGUGGCUGUGGGCGGCGCGGGCGCGCGUGGCACGGGAGCGGGGCACCGUGCUGCUGCUGUGGAGUAGCGCCGGCCCCCGCCCGGCCCGUGGCCCGGAUCCCCGCGCCGCGCCCCUGCGCGCCCUGCUUCGCGCCGCCCCGCGCCCGCUGCUGCUGCUCGCUUACUUCAGUCGCCUCUGCGCCAAGGGCGACAUUCCCGCGCCGCUGCGCGCCCUGCCGCGCUACCGCCUGCUGCGCGACCUCCCACGCCUGCUGCGGGCGCUGGACGCGCGGCCUUCCACCGAAGCCAUCAGCUGGGGCCGCCUUGGGGCUGGGCCGUGCCUGCGUGGUCGCCUGGAGCUGUGCCGCCGGCUGGAACGCGAGGCCGCCAAGCUUGCUCACCAAGGCUGAGCAGAGCCCCGCCGCACCGGAGGAUGUCCACGGCCGCAAGCCUAGGGCCUCUACCCUGGAAUCCUCGGGGUGACCCCUCAGGACUGGCCAAAAAGACUUACUUUCUGCCUCCCAGCCUGGGGGCAGAGCACCUCACUCACUGUCCCAGCCGGUCCCCACGUGUGUCCCGCUUCCUCCUCGUGCUUACCCUGCCUCUCAGAACCCUCAGGGAGAGAGCUACUCUCUACUGAGACCUUCUCUGCCCCUAGUCCUGUUGGGGGUGGGGGAUCUUCCCACUUCCUCUCUCCCAAGUUCCAGAAAGAGAGUGAUCUGCACGUGCUCCAGUCCAGGUUGGAGAGGUAGCGGAGGUAGGCGCUCUGGCAGUUCUGAGCCGGGGGUGGCUCCAGGUUGUGGGGGAAAACCCCUUUGGGAGCCAGGGAUCCCCCUUUCCCAGACCUGGGACCUGCCCAGAGGAGGAGGGAGGGAGGGCUCAGGACCCUGGGAAAGAGGCUUUGGCCCUGGGUGGCCAGGGCAAAAGUGGGACAGUGGAGACCAAGAUGGGAGAAAGAUGAAUAAAGAUAACCGUGAGGGCUAAACUAAGAAACGCAGCGUGCUUCUCUGCUAUGCCUGGGGUGCU